Molecule: messenger RNA, 951 nt
Organism: Carcharodon carcharias (great white shark)
Lineage: Eukaryota; Metazoa; Chordata; Chondrichthyes; Lamniformes; Lamnidae
Product: insulin-like growth factor 2 mRNA-binding protein 2
Exons: 4
Coding region: 1-525 (174 amino acids)
Biological process (GO): nervous system development; regulation of gene expression
Cellular component (GO): nucleus; cytosol; cytoplasm
Molecular function (GO): mRNA 3'-UTR binding
Source: RefSeq, a predicted model, not a curated record
AUGUACGAAAUCCUCAAGGCGUACCUUUCAAACUGGUGGCCAUUCAACUUCUCGAUUGCACUGAGGGACAAGAGGUUUACGACAUUACUUUCUCAACCCAUACAGAGGAUACCUCAAGUAUUCACUUCCAGCAGAAUGUUUUCCAACAUCUCAAGUUCUUAUUUUAUUGUUUUCUUGCUUCAGGCCCAAGGACGGAUCUACGGAAAGCUGAAAGAGGAAAAUUUCUUUAAUCCGAAGGAGGAGGUGAAGCUCGAGGCGAACAUAAAGGUCCCAUCCUCCGCUGCCGGGAGGGUUAUCGGCAAAGGCGGCAAGACGGUGAAUGAGCUGCAGAAUAUCACGAGUGCCGAGGUGAUCGUUCCACGGGACCAGACGCCAGACGACAAUGAUGAGGUCAUCGUGAAAAUCGUUGGUCAUUUCUUCGCCAGUCAGACCGCACAGCGCAAGAUUCGAGAGAUUGUGCAGCAGGUCAAGCAGCAGGAACAAAAGCAGCAGGCAGGAGCCAUGACCUUGCAGCGCAGCAAGUGAAGCGAGGCAGAGCUGGGGAUGCGAGCAACAGCUGACGAAUGUAGAACUUCCGACACGUGGACACAAGAGAUCGACAGGCCGGGAACGAACCAAAGAAACGACAGACAAAUGAAACAAAAAAAAAAAGGAUGUUUCCCAACCAAAGGCUGUGGCUCUGCAGAUACGACAGGGGAUUUGUAUGGAGGAAGCAGUGACUGCCGGCAGUCCACCCACAGUCUGUCUGAAGAAUCUCUCGCUUUACUCUGAUCCUUUUUGUUGGGUAACCUAGGCUGAAUUGUAGACCGUUCAGGAAAUUGAGCAGGCACUUGGGCCAUGGUAGUGUGAAUAGGGUUUUUUAUAAUAAAAUUGAAACUAGUUCUGGUUUAACACUGCUUUGUAGAUAACACGUGCAUUUUUUUGUUUCAUUUCGUUUGCUAUUUUUUUUUU